Vicia villosa (hairy vetch) is the source of this 1726-nucleotide messenger RNA. RefSeq lists its product as uncharacterized. The transcript has 6 exons. Gene Ontology annotation, biological process: positive regulation of ubiquitin-dependent protein catabolic process. The coding region runs from base 425 to 1441 and encodes 338 amino acids. Gene Ontology annotation, molecular function: cullin family protein binding. Lineage: Eukaryota; Viridiplantae; Streptophyta; Magnoliopsida; Fabales; Fabaceae. The record is from RefSeq and is a predicted model, not a curated record.
CCAAAAAAACUCAAACGCACGCAGCAUCAGCUUAUACGACAUCGUUUACAUCACGAAGUUCAUCGCAGCAUCAGAGAGAGUCAAUUCACUGCUUCGAAGUUCAUAGCUUCAUCCCCCAUACGGCGUCGUUCCCGAGUUCACCUCUUCCAACUCGGUCGCGAAUCCGCGUUUCUGAUAAUAUAUCAUCUUCCACUAGAAUAUAUUUGUUGCUUGUGGUUGUUCCUGUAUCCGUUUGAAGAGGACUGAUUGAAGUUGAUAACAUUCGUGGUUGAGAGGAUUUCGGUGUCAUCUUAGAGUGGAAAGGUUGUUGAUGAUAAGAAUCCUAGUGCUGGAAUCAAACAAAGAUUUCACAACUGAAAAGGAAAUUGAUGAAGAGGUAGCUGAUGAUUGUUCUAUAGUUUAAUGCAAACUAAAUGAUUUCAAAAUGGAGACUCAAACUCCCGGAACAGGAAGUAUCAGAGAUGACACCUGUAUCGCUCAGGCCAGCAUAGAUAGAUCCAACUCUGUGAAUGGUGAAUUAAACUGUGUACUAAAUGAAAAGAAAUUGGCUGUAGAAGAGGUUAAUGCACGAAUGGGGUCAUUUGGAAAUGAAGAAAAUUCUGCUCCUAUUGGUGAUGGACAUUUGCUAGUCUCAAAACAAAAGGAGAAAGAACUCGUUGAUGAAGUAACUGUAAGGACUUCAGAAGUGGAACAUCUUGAACGAGAAUUAGAACUGAUGAAAGCAGCAGCUGAAAUGGCAUUUGAUAACCAGCAUUCUAUUGACUUCUACCUUGACCAGUUGACUGAACAAGUACAUGCUAAAAGAGAUUACCUUUUGACUUUGGAAUCAGAAUGGGAUGCUGUAAGAAAACCCUUGGAAGAGAGAAAGAGAACUCUUGAGGAGUCUCUAUAUUCAAAUAGUCCAGAUGCACAGGUAAUGCUCCAAAAGUUGAGAGAAGUGCAGAAGGAAGAACAGUUCAUUUCAUCUGAAAUUAAAAAGAGGGAGGAGGAACAUUCAAAACUUCUUGCAGAUCUGGAAAAGCAGCAGAAAGUAGCAUCUAGGAAAUCCUAUACUCACCGUAUUGAGGAGAUUACCAAAAAUAGCCGCAAACAAGAUGCUGAUAUUGAGAGAAUUCUAAAAGAAACUAGGGACGUUCAAUUGGAAAGUAAUUCUAUCCAGGAAAGUUUGCAUCGGACAUAUAUUGUUGCCGAUGAACUUGUCUUUAGGGAAGCAAAGAAAGAUCCAACAGGGCAGCAGGUUUAUAAACUCCUGGUAAACAUCCAUAAAGGUUUCGAACAAAUAUCUGAGAAAAUUCUGGCAACGGAUAGAAUUAGAAGAGAAGUAUCGGACUAUGAAAUGAAACUGGCAGCCACACCUUCCACUUCAAGAAGCUUAGAUGUGAGCAAGUUACAAUCUGAUCUUGAUGGCGUGGUUAUAAGGGACAAUGAAUACCCCAAAUAGCCGGUACAGUUGAGUGAAGCUGUUUACACAACUAAUUUGAACGUGGCAUACACAGCUUCAGAUGCUUAGAUGCGAGCGAUUUAAAAGCUGGUUUUUAUGCCAUUAUGAGUGAUAAGAUACGAAUAUCUUGAUCCACUGUUACAGGAUAAGUAAAAGCUAGUCUUCAACUAUUCUUUGGAAACAGAUAAAAGAGCUUAUUACCUACUCUGGCUGUUUUUGUCUUGAAAGUUAUAGAAAUAGAAAUUAGAAAAACAUUAAGAAAUUUCAUUUUUCCUAUUGGUUUGA